Molecule: messenger RNA, 1533 nt
Organism: Myotis brandtii (Brandt's bat)
Lineage: Eukaryota; Metazoa; Chordata; Mammalia; Chiroptera; Vespertilionidae
Gene: SMPDL3A
Product: sphingomyelin phosphodiesterase, acid-like 3A
Exons: 8
Coding region: 16-1365 (449 amino acids)
Biological process (GO): sphingomyelin catabolic process
Molecular function (GO): sphingomyelin phosphodiesterase activity
Source: RefSeq, a predicted model, not a curated record
GCUUGGGGGGAACCAAUGGCAAGUUCACCUUCUGCUUUUGAGAAUCCGAUUGCUGAAGGCUUCAGUGACACCGUGCGGGAGUCCAGCGAAUCGCCGCUCCCACCUCCGACGUUUGGACAGUUCUGGCAUGUGACUGACUUACACUUAGACCCUACGUACCACAUCACAGAUGACCACACAAAAGUGUGUGCUUCGUCCAAAGGCACAAAUGCCUCCAAUCCUGGCCCUUUUGGAGAUGUUAUGUGUGAUUCUCCAUAUCACCUUAUCUUGUCAGCGUUUGAUUUUAUUAAAAAUUCAGGACAAGAAGCAUCUUUCAUGAUAUGGACAGGGGAUAGCCCACCUCAUGUUCCAGUGUAUGAGCUCUCAACAGACACAGUCAUAAUGGUGAUCGCUAAUAUGACAACCACUGUCCAGACUCUCUUUCCAAAUCUCCAGGUUUUCCCUGCACUGGGUAAUCAUGACUAUUGGCCACAGGAUCAACUGCCUGCAUUCACCAGCAAGGUAUACAACGCAGUAGCAAACCUCUGGAAACCAUGGCUAGAUGAAGAAGCUAUUCAGACUUUAAAGAAAGGUGGCUUUUAUUCACAGAAAGUUUCAACUAAUCCGAACCUUAGGAUCAUCAGCCUAAACACAAACUUGUACUACGGCCCAGAUAUUGUGACCCUGAAUAGGAGUGACCCAGCAAAUCAGUUUGAAUGGCUAGAAAAUACACUGAAUAUCUCUCAGCAAAAUAAUGAGAAGGUGUACAUCAUAGCACAUAUCCCAGUGGGCUAUCUGCCCUAUUCAAUGGGCACUACAGCCAUGAGAGAAUUGUAUAAUGAGAAACUGAUAGAUAUUUUUAGAAAGUACAGCAAUGUCAUUGCAGGACAAUUUUAUGGACACACUCACAAAGACAGCAUCAUGGUUCUUUCAGAUGAAAAAGGAAAUCCAAUAAAUUCUGCAUUUGUGGCUCCUGCUGUUACCCCAGUGAAGGGCGCUUUACAGAAAGAGACCAACAACCCUGGAGUCAGGCUAUUUCAGUAUGAUCCUCAUGAUUAUAAGUUACUGGAUAUGUUGCAGUUCUACUUGAACCUGACAGAUGCUAAUCUAAAAGGAGAAUCCAACUGGCAGCUGGAGUACACCCUGACCCAGACUUAUGACAUUGAAGAUUUGCAGCCAAAAAGUUUGUAUGGCUUAGCUAAGGAAUUUGCAGCCCUAGACAGUAAGAAAUUUGUAAAAUACUAUAAUUACUACUUUGUGAGUUAUGACAGCAGUGUAAUUUGCGAUAAGGUGUGUAAGUCCCUUCAAAUUUGUGCAAUUAUGAAUCUUGACCAUAAUUCCUAUGUAGAUUGCAUCAAACAUUAUUAUCUAAAGCACAAUCUAUAGUAUUUCACAACUUGUGUUCAUAGAAAAUGUAACAGUGCUCUGUUUCUGCGAUCAGUUUGUGGGACUUGUUAUGUAAAUCUUUGUGAGUUACUGAGUGGGCAAACAGAAUUCCUUUCUUUGCUUUCUUUUUGUAUGAUGCCCAAAUAAAGAUAUUUUUAAUAUUCCAAA